AUGAAGAAAGUAUCAGGUCUAGUGAAUAGGCCGAUUGGCAACUUUUCAAACCUUUUGAGCCAAAAAAUGCCGGCCAGAGCCCUCUCAACGGUGGUUCCAGGGCUUCCCAAAGUUGAGAAUACGGCAAAGCCAGUGAGAGUCAGUGACAAAAUUCUUAAUUGGUCCAAGGAAGCCAUAGAACAAGGAAACCCCCAUUUCAAAGUCGGAGCAACCCAGCUCUUCUUUCCCAAGGCGAGAGUGAUUCUGUUGAGACCGAAUGCCAAGCAUACGCCCUACCAGGCAAAAUUCAUAGUCCCAAAGUCGUUCAACAAGCUCGAUCUGCGAGACUACCUUUACAACAUAUAUGGCCUCCGAGCCCUGAAUAUCACGACCCAGCUGCUCCACGGGAAAUAUACGCGUGUGAACCAGGUCAUGCCGCGCUACAGAUCUGCUCAGAUCAAAAAAAUGACUAUCGACAUGGCUGAGCCCUUUGUAUGGCCCGAGGAGCCUGUAGACAAGGACCCAUGGGGCGCUGCAUUGGUCGAAGAUCUCAACAAGUACCGUGAAGAGCAAACGAGAAUAGGAUCCGACAAAUUCAAGCCCGGAAAGGCAUUUGACGGUGCUCUAGGUCCGUAUCAACCAGGUGCACAACCUUUCAUUCCAAAGUUUUUGAAAAGAAGACUGGUUAACCAAACUGCAAAAGCCCAGGCUAAUGCAGCACGUGUGGAGAAAUUAUCGAAAGUGGACACUUUGGUUCAUAGAUUGAAUCAAAACCUUUAG
Lachancea sp. 'fantastica' is the source of this 759-nucleotide messenger RNA. The record is from the annotation of a GenBank genome assembly. Lineage: Eukaryota; Fungi; Ascomycota; Saccharomycetes; Saccharomycetales; Saccharomycetaceae.